Molecule: messenger RNA, 578 nt
Organism: Musa acuminata subsp. malaccensis (wild Malaysian banana)
Lineage: Eukaryota; Viridiplantae; Streptophyta; Magnoliopsida; Zingiberales; Musaceae
Source: RefSeq, a predicted model, not a curated record
CGGUCGACGUCUUUUGUCUCCUUCAUGUGGGUCGUCGAGGCAGCGCGAGAGAUCGAGCGAGAUGGAGGGGCCGGUCGGAGGCGGGCAGGACAACGUGAAGCAUCUCGCAGAUUGCUCCGUUGCCAAUGCGCUUGGUACAUGGUUUUUCUCAGUAGCUGGAGCUUUAAUUGCAAUACCAGUGGGAAUUCGAAAGAAAUCAUUGGCGCCAUUAGUCUUCUUCGGUACGACCGGCACCAUGCUUGAUAUUAUCAUGGGGAUCAGCCAGUGUGAGCGAGAGCACGCCGAGCGCCAAAUGAAGCUGCUGGAAACACAAAACCUUGCAAGCAGUGCUUCAGCUGAUGCUGAAGGCUAAGCUGGUGGCUUCCAACAAGUUCCUGUCUUUGCUUUUUUAUGCAUGCAUCUCUUACGUUGUAUAAAGCUUGGAAAGCUUUCGGCUUUUAUUCGAAGUGGAUUUGCCUUUUCAGCUUGGGAGAAUCUUCAUUAAUAUUGUAGAUACCGUGCUAAUUCAAUGUAGUAGUUCAAAUAAGCUCCUUGUGUUUAUAGUGAAGUGAAGUACUUGCUCUGCUCAUAUGCUCACU